Protopolystoma xenopodis is the source of this 672-nucleotide messenger RNA. Lineage: Eukaryota; Metazoa; Platyhelminthes; Monogenea; Polystomatidea; Polystomatidae. The record is from the annotation of a GenBank genome assembly.
GAACGCGUUCGUCCUUCUGAACUGCAUCAACAUCUUCAACACCCAGCAGUCGCACAGGUUGAACGCUUUCGUAACAAUCCGGUUACCUGGUCUUUUCUUGCUCCUGUCUCCCCGACGGAAUCUAUUCACACCGGAAUCUCCGAGCCUCCAGAUCCUAGUCUUGAUUCAGGUAUUACCUCUGAUCGGCUGUCACGAGCCCAACGCACAAUUGACAGACUCGAAGCGACACUCAACCAACGUGGCGCUCGCGAGUCCCGUCUCCGUGAAUCAAUUAUACAAUUGCGUCCACUUCUUAUCAACGCUGUGGCUGCCUGUCCCGAACAUUGGCUCACUUCAGCCGAAUUCAAACCCGUGUCUAUGACUGAUUUAACAGCUUCAUCUCUAACCGAACCUAGUUCAACGGCAGUCGUCACACUUGAAUCCAUUAACAGCCAGCGAACCUAUAAGGCGAGUAGUAUAAAGGAUACGCCAGCAUCCUCGCACGUCAAGGCUGAGCCAACCAUCCUUCCUCAUGCAUUUGAGUCCACUGAACUUCUGAAACUGGAUGAUCCGAAGUUUGAGGAUGAAUCAAGUACGGAAAAGAAUCUUAAGAUCUCUUCUGAAUUAUCCAUUAUACCCAAGGAGGAGUUAGUAAGUCGCAACUACAAAAACCAACGUUUAGUGCGUUCAUAA